Saccostrea cuccullata (small rock oyster) is the source of this 1593-nucleotide messenger RNA. RefSeq names its product WD repeat-containing protein 13-like. The transcript has 13 exons. Gene Ontology annotation, molecular function: promoter-specific chromatin binding; protein binding. The coding region runs from base 1 to 1467 and encodes 488 amino acids. Gene Ontology annotation, cellular component: nucleus. Lineage: Eukaryota; Metazoa; Mollusca; Bivalvia; Ostreida; Ostreidae. The record is from RefSeq and is a predicted model, not a curated record.
AUGACAGCUGUGUGGCAACAAGCACUUGCUUUAGACGCCAAAUUCAAUGCUUACAGAACGCCAAACAAUCCCCAGUUUAACACUUAUAUCAAAGACACCUUGGACCAUUUAAACCUCGACUCAAGGACAUCUCGACACAGAAAAAGGGAUCCAGCUGUGAGGAAGGAGUUUCUUCCUAUCCGAGCUCAACUUCUAACUUCCAAAUAUGGAAGCCCUGCAUUCUCAGAUCAAGGGAGUAUUAGAAGCAGAUCAUUUAGUAUGAGAAGUGUCGGCCGGAACACAUUAGAGAGUUUUGACAAUUUGGCAAUCUCUGAUGGGAAAAAGCACCACAGAAGACACCUUAGUAGUGGAUCUAUGAAGCUGUCUUUUGAUGGACCAAUGAAAAGAGUUUUUGACAGCAUUGAACUUGUUCCAACAAAAGAAGCAGAUGCCAGCAGGGCAAUGGCUGGAGGAAAGACUAUUUCAGAAAAUUAUGCUUUUGCUGGAAUGCAUCACAUCUUUGACCAACACACAGCUGCAGUGAGCAGUGUGAAGUUUGCCAAUGAUGACAGAUCUCGUGUGGCCUGCUCCUCUCUGGAUGGAACCCUCUCUAUAUGUCAGGUCAUCCCCCCUCCAGCCACGGUCAUCUGUAUGCUGCGGGGGCAUAAGGCUGGGGUCAGAGACUUUGUGUGGUCCUUAUCCAAUGACAUUAUUUUAAGUGUGUCACUAGAUGGCACUGCUAAGAUCUGGGAUGUGGCAGCAGGAAGUUGCAUCAGAACCAUUGAAGAUGAACAAGGGGGAGAACUCCUGUGUUGUGCUUUCCAACCUCUCAAUAACAAUAUGUUUGUUACUGGCAACAGUAAACACAUGGUCCAAGUGAUCAAUGUCUCAACUGGGAAAGGAGUGAAGGGUGGCAGCAGCAAAAUAACUGGCAGUGUCACAGCUAUUACUUUUGACCCCACAGGAAGGAUUUUAUGGGCGGGGGAUGACAAGGGAUCAAUAUUUUCAUUCACAAUAGACAUAGCUACUGGAAAAUUAACAAAGACGAGGAGGAUCACAGUAUCAGAAGGUCACCCCAUCACCAGCAUCUCUGCCCGGGCCUGGAUCAGCAGGGAGGCAAGAGACCCCUCACUAUUAGUCAACUCCUGUAUCAAUGCCAUGUGUCUGUUCAGGAUUAUCACAGAUGAUGGUGGACUACAACUUAAGAAGACUUUCCCAGUAAAACAGAAAAGAUCGCACAUCAGGAGUACAUUCUGUCCCCUCAUGUCCUUCAGACAGGGGGCUUGUGUCAUAUCUGGAAGUGAGGAUAUGUGUGUGUAUUUCUUUGACAUUGGAAAGGACAGCAAGCCAUGCGUGAACAAACUUCUAGGUCAUUCCGCUCCAGUGCUUGACGUCUGCUUUAACUGUGACGAGAGUUUGUUAGCUUCCUGUGAUGAACAGGGACUGGUUAUUAUUUGGAAAAGAGAGGGAAAACAAGGGGCUUUAUAGCAUUAUUCAGCUUCAUGUGAUGAAUGGAGACUGGUCAUUAUUUAGAAAAGAGUGGGAGAACAAUGUUCAGUUUUCAGCUUCCUUUGAUGAAAAGGGACUGGUCAUUACCGUAUACACUCGCCUAUA